AUGAUAGCAGAACGAGCUUUUUGCGAAGAUAUUAACGAAUGCGAAAUAUCUCCAAAUACGUGUGAACAAAGAUGUAUUAAUGUUCAAGGUUCAUAUUACUGCUUGUGUAAUGAAGGUUAUAGAUUGAACAGUGAUAAACAAACAUGCCGAGAUCUUGAUGAAUGCUCAAUGAUUGAUAACUUGUGUCAAUAUCAUUGUGUUAAUACACUGGGGUCAUAUAAAUGCAUAUGCCCAUCAGGUUUUACAAUCGAACGAGGACGCCAGUGUCAAGAUAUCGACGAAUGCCAAGUCGGUACACAUAAUUGUCUUGUUAAUGAUGUUUGUGUAAAUCUUCAUGGUGAUUUUCGUUGCUAUUCUGUUCAAUGUCAUCAAGGCUAUGAAAAAGUUGCAAAUAACCGUUGCCAUUUGAGUACACAAUGGUGUAGCGAACAUCAAAAUGAUACGAAUUUACGUUGUACAAAUGAUAAACCUAUGAAAUAUGUUUAUUCAUUUAUAUCGAUACCACCUAAAAUACGUAGACCAACAGAAAUCUUUCGCAUACGUAAUAGUCAAUUGAAUAUAUAUCAACAUGCUGAAUUUGAUUUACGAUUAAUUAAUGUCAAUGCUUCACAUAAGAAUCUAUCGCAAACAACUGUUGAUAAUUUUCAGAUAAAAAUUUUUUCUCCGCACAAUGCAUAUUUAAUGGUUCUAAAAGAAUUAAGUCCAUUGCAAGAAAUUGAAUUAGAAAUUCAAAUGAAAAUUUUUACGAACAAAAUUUUAAAUUCAAUUACAAUUAUGAAAGUUUUAGUUUAUGUUAAUCAAUAUAAUUUUCAUCCUUAA
Molecule: messenger RNA, 819 nt
Organism: Rotaria socialis
Lineage: Eukaryota; Metazoa; Rotifera; Eurotatoria; Philodinida; Philodinidae
Source: the annotation of a GenBank genome assembly